This is a messenger RNA of Colletotrichum spaethianum, 3588 nucleotides long. RefSeq names its product type 1 phosphatases regulator YPI1. The transcript has 3 exons. The record is from RefSeq and is a predicted model, not a curated record. The coding region runs from base 1 to 3588 and encodes 1195 amino acids. Gene Ontology annotation, molecular function: phosphorelay sensor kinase activity. NCBI's taxonomy places the organism in Eukaryota, Fungi, Ascomycota, Sordariomycetes, Glomerellales, Glomerellaceae. Gene Ontology annotation, biological process: phosphorylation; phosphorelay signal transduction system.
AUGGGCGUCAGGGUCGCCAUUCGGGAACAGCUCGCCUUCCUCGUGGUGUUUGCUGUUCUCGUUGGCCUGAUGAUCUUGUCCGUCCCCGUCUGGGUCUACGUCAAUCAGUUUGUCGCCCAGGUCGAAGGACGUGAACUCGCCCUCACUGCCUCGCUCAAGGCCUCGCGCAUCUCCGCCGAGCUCGAACUCGUUCAGACCAGCAUCAUCACCAUCUCCUCUCGAAUUCUGAUCCAAAACUCUCUGUUCACCUUCUACGACGGGAACGACACCGACGAGAAUUGGGUUCAGGCCAGGGGUGAUCUCAACAGUGCCUUGAGUGUUGGCGCUCUCACGGGGCUGCUACAAGGGAGGAUUUACUCGAGAAACACCACUGGCAACGUCCAUGGUCUGCUCAACGUCACUGGGGAGAAGAUCCCCCAGAUCCCAUUGCCGUAUGGUGGCCCCGAUGGACAGCAGGUCUACCUCUCCGACACACCCGAGGGCUACCCGCCAGAUCUCUACCCAAACAUCACUUACGAGGACCUUGGACGUCCGAACCAGUACAGGAACAACACACAGGCAUUUGCUGCCAAUGCCUUUCCUGGGGUUCGCAUUUCGACGAAUGGCGGCUUGUUGCUUGGUCCCAUGAUAAUCAACGGCACAACCGCCCUCAUGUCGAUAACGGUCCCGAUCCGUUACAACCAGCAGCAAGAAUUCAUACUCGGAUACAUGACACUCGUCGCCACGGCAAACUCGCUGAUCGCCAUUCGAAACUCCCGCGAAGGUCUGGGGGAUACGGGUAUAGUGUUGCUCGCUGGGCCCACGGAACAAUCCAACAGGUUUUCUGCCUCGAACCCAGCCAGCAAUUCUACGUAUCUGCCAGACAGGAAUAUUGCGGCAAACGUGCCAGUCAAGUUCGUGCUCCCGCCCAACCCCAUAGACGGUCAAGGCGACCGACACAAUGAACGAAGCUGGGCGAACAAUAAAGACGACGAACCCUUUCCCAUGAAGGACUACCCGGCAAUUUUUGAUUCUUUCACCAAAAGAUUUAUCAGCCCUAACAACUCGAGCUCCACACUCUCAACGAAUAACGAGCAGGGCCUUCCAGUCGCCGUGGGUUUCGCAAGAACCAAUACUGCCCUCGUUAACUGGACAGUCGUGGUAGAGCAGGCCAAGUCAGAGGCUGACGCGCCCAUCGACACGUUACGGACCAUCAUUUUGGGUUGUGUCUUCGGUACUGCGGGUCUCGUCAUCAUACUAAUAUUCCCAUGUGCGCACCUUAGUGUAAUGCCCAUCAGGAGACUCAAGACGGCGACGGAGAAGUCUGUCCAGCCUCCAGGCUACGAGGAUGGCUAUUAUUCUGAUUUUGACGACGGCGAAUCCCCCGGCUCAGGCGGCAUAUCGUCCCGGUCAAAGCGGUCAAGAACGGACGGGUUCAUCGCGAGCAUCUACAAGUUGGUCGGUUACAAGCCCAAGGAGAAGCCGGCUUCCGAACAUGACCGCGAAUCAACCCGCCGCAUCUUCAAAAUUCCCGGAAAGGUUGAAAAUCGAAAGCACUUCAUCACCGACGAACUCACCGAAUUGACAGAAACCUUCAACGACAUGAGUGAUGAGCUGGUUAAGCAAUACACGUCAUUGGAUCAGAAAGUCUUGGAACGCACGAGAGAGCUCGAGAUCAGCAAGAAAGCAGCCGAAGCCGCCAACGAAAGCAAAACCCUCUUCAUUGCCAACAUCUCUCACGAGCUCAAGACGCCGCUGAAUGGCAUUCUUGGAAUGUGCGCUGUUUGUAUGGAGGAAACUGAUGUUCUGAGGAUCAAGCAGUCUCUUAAGACGCUUUACAAAUCAGGCGACCUGCUACUUCACCUGCUUGAAGACCUCCUCAGCUUCUCUAAGAACCAAAUCGGUCAACAACUUAACCUGGAGGAGAAGGAAUUCCGCUUGGCCGACAUCAAGUCGCAGAUUCUUACCAUCUUUGACAAGCAAGUUAAAGAGGGACGGAUCACACUGACUGUCAACUUCCUCGGUUCCGAGGCCAUCGAACUCAGCAGUAGCCCUGAGAGGACAAGCACAGACAACAGGCUGCCUGCCCUUGGCCCACAUGGUACCGGCAGACUGAAGGACAUGUGCCUCUGGGGUGACCAGCAUCGCAUUCUCCAGGUUAUUAUCAACCUGGUGAGUAACAGUGUCAAGUUCACUCCGGCAGGCGGCAGGGUCGACGUUCGCAUCAAGUGCAUUGGUGAGGUGGAAACCCCGCCGCCGAAUGACGGAAGCCGCUCUUCAUCGUUUUCCAGAGAUUCCAGACGACACGGCAGGCCCCGGCACCGGCUUGGUUCCAGCUCAACCCAGUCUGUGAGCUCCAAGGGAGGUUCGACUUCCGAGCCUGUAAAGGGUACCGCCCUGGUCAUCAACCCGAUGGAGCCCAAAUCGACACCGCAUAUCCACGUUCGAGAGCGGUCUCCCACGCCACCGCCUCCUGGAGCAAAGGCCUAUAUUUUCGAGUUUGAAGUCGAAGAUACUGGCCCGGGUAUUGCGGAACACAUGCAACAGAAGGUGUUCGAACCUUUUGUGCAAGGUGACUUGGGAUUGAGCAAGAAAUUUGGCGGCACGGGUCUCGGCCUGAGUAUCUGUCAUCAGCUCGCAAGCCUCAUGGGAGGCUCGAUAUCCCUGAAGAGCACCGUCGGGGUCGGCACGACCUUCACCAUGCAGAUUCCCUUGAAAUACGUCAAGGACAGGGCAUCAAGCACGGCCUCCAGCAGUGUCAAAUCUCGACCGCCAAGCGUUGAUACCAUCGACGCAAUUGAGGGCGCCCAGAACCCGAAACGUAACUCUGGCGGAACACCCGUCAAACCGUCCAUCAAGCCUGCAAACGAGACCAACGCGAAGAACCUUUUGGAUCAACAACCAAGGCUGGUCGGUCUCAGUCAACCGUUUUUCGCGUCCAACCCAGCACCGAAGGCAAAGCGAAGCACAAGGGACCAGAUGGCAGCGAUCGACCAGGCAAUGGCUACCAAGGCCAACCAGGAGGGGAAGCUGCGAGUGCUUGUCGCUGAUGACAACUCGACAAACAUCGAGGUUGUCAGCAAGAUGCUUAAGCUUGAGGACGUCUACGACGUUACCAUAGCCAAGGACGGCCAGGAGGCAUACGACCUUGUCAAGGCAAACAUGGACAACAACAAAGGCUUCGACGUCAUCUUUAUGGACAUUCAGAUGCCGAAUCUCGAUGGCCUGCAGUCCACGAAGCUCAUUCGCAAGAUGGGCUACACGGCUCCCAUCGUAGCAUUGACAGCCUUCUCGGAAGAGAGCAACGUGAAGGAGUGCAUGGAGAGCGGCAUGGACGAGUUCCUCAGCAAGCCUAUUCGACGCCCUGCAUUGAAGCAGGUCCUCAAGAAGUUUGCCACGAUCCCAGAAGAGCCCGAAACGACGAGUUUAACAAGAAAGACGACGCCAGAGCGAGCCACUCCCGAGAAACCCAAAGCCGCCAACGGCACCACCACCGCUCCGCUGUUGAGCGAGAAGGGAGACGCGAUCCACCCGAUGGGGAACGGGAACGGGAACGCAACCGCCCCGGCAUCCGAGCAACCUUUGUCAGAGAAGGGGGGGUAUAACUGA